AUGGCACAAAGGAGGCAGCAGCAUUCGCGGCUACUGGCUUUAGCAGAAGGCUAUAACACCAAGUGUAAAGAAAUUGCUGCAGUUUUAUAUAGUCAAACGCAUCUCGUCUCUCAGUACCAACACUGCUGCUAUCUCGCGAUUCUAUCUUACAAAUCCAGCUUAGAUUUACCUGGGCUAGCUCCACAGCAAGAGCUAAACUCCAGAUUGGGACUGGGCCAAGCACUCUACGACUAUACCACUGAUAUCUCCGACGCCGAGCACACAGCUGGCCGGGCGCUAUCAAAAGCAAGCGAAGACGACAGCCUUGAUGACUAUCUCUUCAAAGCUUACGAACUUCAUAUACGUAUAUCCUCUGCAAAGAAUCUCAGAUUCGCUCAAUUCCUCCUCAAACGUGCUAUCAAAGAUGCCGAGAGGAAGAAGCGCCAGGAGUGGUUCUAUCAAUUCAAUUUAUUGGCUAUUAAGCUCACAAGCAAUCCGACUAAUUAUUUCAAAGCGGUUAUUGAAGCUGCUAAGAGGAAUGACGAUGCCGAUCUGCAUUUACUUGCUUUGGUGGAGCUGGCUCGCUCAUUGGCUCACAGCGGGGAUUGGAGAAGCUGUGCUGCAAAUAUAGAGGAACUGGAGAAUGAGAUUGGAUAUGUGCCACUGAAAGAAGAAGCGACUACUCGUACUCAAUCCAACCCAGACGCAAUGGAUGAAGAUAUUAAAGAACCGUCUAUCAGAAAGGAAAGUGGUGUUCGGUCAUACAUCCUCCUUGUGCUUCUUAUGGUCAAAACCAUUUUCACUGGUCGUAACACGGAGGCUACAUUGGCCAAGAGUUGCUUGGAGGAAGUAAACGAGCUUGUCCAUAAUUGCGGUGGGCAUGGAAGUCUUUUUGAAAUGAAAGUGAACGGAUGCGUCGACAAAGUGAAGUAUCGAGCACCGAAUCAAAGACAAAUACUAGAAUUCAGCUUUGUGUUGAAUUGUAUAACGCAUAAAGAUCCAGUUGGAUCGAUGCCGGUAUCUUUAAUUUGUGUCAGAGAGGGACUAGCUUUCAUGAAAGAUGACAUUGGAGGUGGUAUCCAUCAUCAAGCAGGGUCGGAAGUUGAGGUUAGCAAGUCGGACCGCUCGAACGUGGAGCUAGCAAUCAGGUGCUCUGCAGCUCAAGUGCACAUUAUGAGAAGAGAGAUGGAAGAUGCUCGUGAACAGCUACUCGAAAUGGUUAAGUUGGCGCGAGAGCACAAAGUGAUGAAGCUGUGGGCUCCUUGGUUGCUAAUGCUUGAAGGGUUCCUUUUACAAGCUAGUAACGAAGAAGAGGCAGCGAAGAAUUACUAUGAAGCAGUGGCAAUAUUGUGUGGGAAGAAUGCGAACACAUUUACUAGUUUAUUUCAUGUGAAUAGCAGCAAUGUAGAGGAACUACAGAAUGACGAGAUGGAGGUAACAGCCAGGAUUUCAGCGAUGACUUUAGAGGUUGGAAUGAACAGAUGCGAUCAUGAGGCUGUAAAAGCUGUGAACGAGCGCAUGAGAUAUGUUCAAUGCUCACCAUCCAUUCAUGCUAUCAUGAAGAUGGUUGAAGGGAUCCUCAGUAAGGGUAUAAUAACGAGAUCGAAACAUCUUUUCACUCAGUCAUUGACAUUAUCAUCACAAUCACAUGACAAUUACAUACGUGCAUUCCUGUUUGCACUGCUAAAUGAAGUUUUCAGACACUCACAUGAAGACCAGGCACUGCAAAUGAUUCAAACUGGGUACGCAAUAUCAAGGAAAAUGGGUAAGGUUGAACAGGCUAAUGGGAAGAAUUUUGGUAUGCCAUUCCUGAACCUCAUAUACAGUCAGUCGUUAGAGAACUAUUACAAGAGGUCAAAUAUGAAAGCGGAGUUGAGAAAGCAAGAGCCGGUUCUCUUCGCUUUCCAUAGACGCCUGCGCGAGCGACACACUGCUCUCUUGAGAGUAGAUGCACGUAUUUUACCAGGACCAGAGUCGAAAGAUACAGAGAGAGUAAUGGGUAGGAUGACUUCUACACAGGCGGCCAGGAUGCUCAACAAGCUUCCCCGUGGCACGCGAAGUGUGGCCACACAGAUCCGCUCAGGCCACUUCCCUACUGCCAAGUCUUACCGAUUCCGACUCAAACUGUCCGACUCACCACUUUGUAGCAAGCGCAAUGAAGUAGACAGUAUCACAGACAGGAUUUUCAGAUUUAGGAAGUUCGAUUAA
Wallemia ichthyophaga EXF-994 is the source of this 2187-nucleotide messenger RNA. RefSeq lists its product as uncharacterized. The transcript is spliced from 3 exons. Lineage: Eukaryota; Fungi; Basidiomycota; Wallemiomycetes; Wallemiales; Wallemiaceae. Gene Ontology annotation, biological process: mitotic sister chromatid cohesion; maintenance of mitotic sister chromatid cohesion. Gene Ontology annotation, molecular function: double-stranded DNA binding. The record is from RefSeq and is a predicted model, not a curated record. The coding region runs from base 1 to 2187 and encodes 728 amino acids. Gene Ontology annotation, cellular component: SMC loading complex; chromatin.